AUGUCGUUCUACAGACUCUCCCGGGGAGUUCCAACUCUCCCACUCGCCAAAGCCUCCCUUCCUCGCGGAGUCGCCUCCCCACGCCAUGUCGGAAAACGCAGCAUGGCCACCGCAAACUCCAAGAAGAAGGAGUUUCUCUGUAUCCUGCCGGACAAGCCUGAUGCUCUGAACCUUAGAAAGCAAGUGAGACCAGCACAUCUGGAAGACAUCAAACCCCUUGUUGCAUCCGGCCGGGUCGUCGCCGGAGGGGCAAUGGUUGAGAGACACCCCGAGGAAGGUGAGGGCGUGCCCUUCAAGGGAAGUAUGAUGAUCUAUACCGGGGAGAGCAUUGAGGAUGUGCGGGAGACCUUGAUGAAAGACAUCUACGCUAAGAGUGGGGUCUGGGACCUCGAGAAGGCACAAAUAAUUCCAUUCAUCUCCGCUAUUCGGGAACAGUUGUCUAAGAGAUAG
Molecule: messenger RNA, 450 nt
Organism: Aspergillus terreus NIH2624
Lineage: Eukaryota; Fungi; Ascomycota; Eurotiomycetes; Eurotiales; Aspergillaceae
Exons: 4
Coding region: 1-450 (149 amino acids)
Source: RefSeq, a predicted model, not a curated record